This is a messenger RNA of Chrysemys picta bellii (western painted turtle), 3796 nucleotides long. The record is from RefSeq and is a predicted model, not a curated record. NCBI's taxonomy places the organism in Eukaryota, Metazoa, Chordata, Testudines, Emydidae.
GCUCAGUGCUCAGUGCGCGCUGGGCCGGCGCCAUGGUGCCGGGGCCUGAGGGCAGCGGCUCCGCCGGCUGCUUCCCCUCCCCGCCUCCUGCUUCUAGCUAACGGGCGCCUGAGAGCCGGGACCCGCGCUGCGUGCGCAGGGCCGAGCCGCAUAUUGCCUUCAGGAAAUGGCCUCUUCUAAAUCUUUGCUGAAUCUUCUAACCUUCACAUUUGGAUCAACAAUAGGAUUUUUCACAUGUUACAUGCUAUUUAGCAUAGUGUUGGAAAAACAGGUUGAGAUCCAACCUAAUAUUCUUCACAAUGAUCCCCAUGGUGAACACUCAGAAGAAACUGGAAGUGAUCAGCUGGAAGGACAAAUGAACUUCAAUGCUGAUGCUGGGCAGCAUCAAGAUGAGAACAAAAAUAUUGCAGAAGGACUGUAUCAGAAGGUGAAAAUACUUUGUUGGGUAAUGACUGGGCCUCAGAAUCUAGAGAAAAAAGCCAAGCAUGUUAAGGCAACUUGGGCCCAGCGUUGCAAUAAAAUACUAUUUAUGAGCUCUGAGGAGAAUAAAGACUUUCCAGCUGUGGGACUAGAAACCAAAGAAGGCAGGGACCAACUGUACUGGAAAACUAUUAAAGCCUUCCAGUAUGUACAUGACCAUUAUAUUGACGAUGCUGAUUGGUUUAUGAAAGCAGAUGAUGACACAUAUGUUAUACUGGACAACUUGAGAUGGCUUCUUUCAAAAUACAAUCCCGAACAACCAAUAUACUUUGGAAGAAGGUUUAAGCCUUAUGUGAAACAGGGCUACAUGAGUGGAGGAGCAGGAUAUGUACUGAGCAAAGAAGCUCUAAGGAGAUUUGUUAAUGCAUUUAAAACCAACAAAUGUUCUCAUAGCUCUUCUAUUGAAGACCUAGCACUCGGAAAAUGCAUGGAGAAUAUUAAUGUAGAAGCUGGAGAUUCAAGGGACACAAGUGGUAAAGAAACUUUUCAUCCCUUUGUGCCAGAACAUCACUUAAUCAGAGGAUAUCUACCUAGAACAUUUUGGUACUGGAAUUAUAAUUAUUAUCCUCCGAUAGAGGGUCCUGGAUGCUGCUCUGAUCUGGCAAUUUCAUUCCACUAUGUUGAUUCCACAACUAUGUACCAGUUGGAAUAUUUGAUUUAUCAUCUCCGACCAUAUGGUUACCUAUACAGGUACAAUCCUGACUCUCUCAAGAAUCUAGAAAAGCAAAUCAAAAGCAAAGCAAUGGAUAAUGAUGCAGAAAGCUCCUGAAACGGAAUCAGACUUCUACUCAAUAAUAAGAUGUGGAACAAUGCACUGAAAGAAGUAUCAUGGAGUGAAAAGCAACUACAUCUAGCUCAGACAGGACUCUGGAAUUGCUAGUAGUGAUUCAUUUGAAUUUUAAAAGUUCUGUGUUGAGGGUCUUCCUCUGUGACUGCAAACUACAGGUUUCAUUGUGCAGUUCUUAUUCGUGGGGAUAGUGGGACUUUUCACAUGUUAGGACUGCAGAAUCAGGCCCUAAAGCUUUUAUGUGAUCUGUGAAAUCUGUUGAGGUGGCUUUGUUACAAUUUCUUCAUGUUUAUAUUAUUGUAUUAAAACAAAUGGAUGGUGGUGAGGUUCAAGCACGAUUAUACAGUAUUUUCUAGUCAUUAUUUUUCUUUUUGCCCCAGUUCCCAUUAUUUUGGAUAAGUACUAAUGUUAGAAAUCCUGGGCUACAUAGGUUCAGCACUUUGAGAUGGUGAUGAUACUGGAGAAAUUUGACAUGAAGUAACUUGGCUGAAAAGAGAGAGAAAAAAGUCUUCAAAACCACUCCUGCCUUAAAAACAGACUUUAAAAUAUUUGAUGUAAUUAGUAAUAUUCUGCCUAUUUAAUGUCGAAAUCUGAAUUACUUCCCAAAUGAAAUGAACUUGUUACUCUUGGCCUCAUCAUAAACGUCCCCCAAGAUACUACUAUCUGUUCCACAAAACCACCACCCAGUUGGCUUGUGCUAAUUGGCGAAAAGCCCAGGAAUAGCAAGGCUAUAAAUCUUGGAGUAUGUUGAAGAUGUGUGGAAACUUGCAUACCUGCCCACUCUAUGCCUCUUGGUGUGUACUCCUGGCUUGAAUGGGCACAAAAUUCAUCCAAAAGCUUUUUAAUGUACACAUGAUAGAAAUAAACCCCUUAUAAGUGCAAUUUCCUCCCCUUGUAUUCAUUCUGUAAGCCAAAAAAUGUUUGUGUGAUAACACUACAGUCAUACAAUAAAUACUUGUUGUAGACAGCCAGGCGUUUAUGAUCUAGCGUACAGUAAUUUCCAGAUUCGCCCAGUGCUACUAUUAGUUUAUUUCUAUUUAAUUUACACAUUGCUUUACUGGGGAGGAGGAGGGUUCUUUGCUUAUGGAAGUGAGCUGGCACCCAAAAAAGUACUAUUUUAAAUCACAGUGUAGGUUCUCUACUGUGUUCUCUACUAUGAUUUUUUUGAAUGUUCCCUACAAAUUCAAUUUUAUUUGGCUGCAAUAUGUAGUUCCACCUCUCUCUGAGGGUUUUGUCUGGUUUAUAGUGUGGCUUUUUUCUCUGCCUUCAGUUUAAGAUUUUCAUGUGUCAUUUUAAAUGCUCUUUAUUAUCUGUCUUGUGAAUGUGUUGCACAGUUAUUCAGGUAAGCCAACCUGAAUGCAAGGACCCUUUCAAAAAGUGCAUUUAUUUCAUCCACUAUGUGGCUAUGGGGAGUAGCUCUAUGCCUAAUUAGCUAAAAGGAUCCACUUGUUAUCUGUGAGACUGACACAGAUUAUCAAUAUAUUAAAAUGCAAUCAGAGGUUACACCAACUAUAGAUUUUUGCUCUUGUGAUCAAUAUAGUAUAUACAUCAUUAACCCAAUUUUAUGUUCUGCCUAGCUUGACGCAUUGGCUGUCUUUGGUCCUCAGUUUCACAAAAGCCUCUUUAUCACUUCUUUGCUGGUUUUCAUCUUCAUCAUAUUUGGUGAGUGUGGCCAAAACCUUACUUCCCUUAGCCAGUGUUUUGAUGAGGUCAUAUUACUGGUUGUGAAUGGCUUUACUAAAAUGGUUACCACUGUUCUCCUGAGGAUGUUGCUAGGAGGUUUUGGGAGACUCUGGAGUAGUUUAUCUGACUUUGAGAGACACUAAACGUUAUUUGCCAACAAACAUCAUGACUGACUUAUCUAUUUUCUUCUGUUCUGUUUUGUGACAUGAUGCCAAUAACCACAGGAUCUCAUGAAUGUGAAGUAAACAUAGCCACGUUUGCUGCUCCUCAGUGUCUGAACAUGGGAUGUAUUUAUGUUCCCUAGUACCACUGAUGUUACCAUAUAGUGAUUGUUUAAUUAUUUCAUAUUUAAAUCUAAAUAUUUUGAGUAUUUUUCACUAGCAGGAUUGCCUCACACAUAGGCUGGAAGGGGUAGGAGCUUUCAUGUGUGCUGUGAAUUGACCUUUAGAACUCUUUAAAGUUUGAACCUGUUGGAUGAUUGAAAAGCUGUGCUUUUUAUGAGAGACUAUGCUGAUGCUGGUCCAGAGGAGAAUAUUUAUCAUUUGUGUUUCAGCUGAACUGUAGAAGGUGAUUAAGCUUAGCAAGGUAUUCCCAUGUGAGAGUCACUCAUUAGACUAACAUUAGGUCAGAUAUGAGAUACAGUCAAUAGGAUUGCUAAAUCAAUAUGCUAUAAAAGCACUGACCGCUAUAGUGAUUAAUAUAUUGUUCAGAUUCUUGGCUAAACGAUUUUCUUAACAGCUGAUGGUGCAUUUAAUCUACAUUUAACAAGUUGAUGGUUUUGAUUUUAAAUUCUGUAUACUCGGCCAAUGUAAAAGACCUACUGAAUUGUAAAUCUAUAGUUCCUCA